CUUGGGCCUAGGGAGAGUUGAGAGUUUUUAGUGAUGAGGACCAAAACAUUAGAGGAUUCCCUAAAAAACCAAAACAUUAGAGGACGAAGCGAUAUGUCGGGAGUUUUUUUCUUUUUGCCAGCUAAACUAAACCCUUGGCCAGUAGUACGAAGAGGGAUCCGCUGAAGAGAGUCCCGUCUUGGUUCGUUCCCGUCAGAAUCGAAUCCUCCCUCGCUGGCCGCCGUCGCUGCCCUCAUCCAAAUCCAAGAUCCCUGCAUCAUAUGCUCUCCCGCUUCCGAUCCAUGGAGGGAGCGGGGACAGGGGACAACUUUGUGAGGAACAUCAAGUCUAGGCUGGAAACCCAUGUGAGGGCCACAACGGAGGCAGCCGGCCUCUUCACCGACGACCUCAUCCUGGAAAUUCUCUCCCGCCUCCCUGUCAAAUCUGUCCAUCGCUUUAAGUGCGUCUCGGUGGCCUGGCGCGACCUCAUUGCUGACCCUGCCAACCGCAAGAUGCUGCCCCAGACCCUCGCAGGCUUCCUCUACACGUCCUACAGCAGCGGGCACCGCCACUACUUCGCCAGCGUCUCGGGCAGCCUAGCCCCGUUCGACCCUUCCCUCCCUUACCUGCAGCCUACCAAGUACAAGGACAUGUCCCUGGUGGGCGCCUGCAAUGGCAUGCUCCUCUACCGCGGCAGCAACAAGAACAAGGUGGCCCCUUGGUCUUGGGCAGAGGAUGAUUGCCGUUUUUUGGUGUGCAAUCCCGCCACUGCAAGGUGGGUCGAGCUGCCCCCUAAGCCUCCUGCGCCAAAAAUCAGAUAUAGCCUUACUGCAGCUCUGGCUUUUGAUCCGGCAAUCUCGUCGCAUUUCCAUGUUCUUCAUUUUGAGGAGGACUAUCUGGCAAAUUAUAUGACAGGAGUGAGCAUCUACUCAUCGCGGAAAGGAGCCUGGAGUCGCGGGGAUAGUGGGAUGUUUGAGAAAGUGCCGCCGUUCUUCAUUAGUAAAUGUGUCUUUGUCGGCGGUAUCAUGUAUGUGAUUGGCGAGCUGCAACACAUCAACACCAGCAACGAGUAUGUGCUGGUGGGGGUGGACAUGGAGGGGAAAGAGUGGAAGACUAUCCAUGUGCCGUACUGUUCGAGAUUUUGUACGAUUGGAUUGUCCCAGGGAUGCUUACACUAUGCUGUAGCUAACAAUGAAAUCCUAGUUCCUGAGAUGACACUCUGCUGCCUCAAGGAUUGUGAUAGCAAAAAAUUCGUCCUGAAGCAUACCGCCAACAUGGAUAAGCUUCUGAGCAUGACUAGGAUGAAGUAUAAGGUGGUUGACAUUCAUCCAGAUUCCGACACCAUUUUCUUGGUUUCAUUUGGAGGUGCUACCUUGGCAGCGUAUGAUAUGCGACAUCAGAAAGUUGGUUGUAUCAUUAAUCUUGAGAACAGCACACAACGAUUUCUACCCUAUGUUCCUCUAUUCUCAGAGCCAUUAGCGGAUGCAGAUGGGCAGUAGUUUCUCGGCUAAAGUAGUUGUCCAUGUACUUUGGAAUCUGCUUGCCAAUAAUUUAGCUGGUGCUCACACUCCUGUUUGCUUGAUUUGCAUUUCACAGCAAAUGCCUGCU
This is a messenger RNA of Triticum dicoccoides, 1587 nucleotides long. Its product is annotated as F-box protein At2g23160-like. NCBI's taxonomy places the organism in Eukaryota, Viridiplantae, Streptophyta, Magnoliopsida, Poales, Poaceae. Gene Ontology annotation, molecular function: protein binding. The transcript is spliced from 2 exons. The record is from RefSeq and is a predicted model, not a curated record. The coding region runs from base 261 to 1478 and encodes 405 amino acids.